This is a messenger RNA of Saxophila tyrrhenica, 1083 nucleotides long. RefSeq lists its product as uncharacterized. NCBI's taxonomy places the organism in Eukaryota, Fungi, Ascomycota, Dothideomycetes, Mycosphaerellales, Extremaceae. The transcript is spliced from 2 exons. Bases 1 to 1083 code for a protein of 360 amino acids. The record is from RefSeq and is a predicted model, not a curated record.
AUGGCGGAGGAGAAGCCUUCGGUGCUGAUUAUCGGAGGGUUGGGAUACAUCGGCCGCUUCCUCGCAACCCACAUCCACACGCACGCCCUCGCGUCCACGCUCCGCGUCAUCGACAAGCAGCUCCCGCAACUCGCCUCCCUCGCCCCCGAACACGAACCCGCCUGCUCCCCCAACUUCCUACAAGCCGACGCCUCGCGCGAAGCCUCGCAGGCUCGCAUCUUCGAUCUUCCACCAACCGCUUCUGGCGCACAGCGGCAGUUUGAUUAUGUGUUCAACUGCGGGGGUGAGACGCGGUUCUCGCAGGAAGAUGAAGUGUACAAACUCCGCUCGUACCAGUUGAGCUUGACCGUGGGGAAGGAAGCGGCGAAGAGGGGGGUCAAGGCGUUUGUCGAGUGCAGUACGGGACAAGUGUAUAAUCCCUCGCGGAGCCCGCAGAAGGAGACGGAUAAGACGAGUAAGCCGCACACGAAGCAGGCGAAGUGGAAGUUACAGGCCGAAGAGGAUCUGGCGAAAAUCCCCGGGCUACGGUUGGUGGUGUUGAGACUCCCGCAUGUAUAUGGACCGUACGCGGGACGCUGGCUAGGGACGCAGUUGGCGCUGGCGAGGGUGUAUCAGAGCCGCGAGCCGAAGGAGACGAUGAAGUGGCUGUGGAGCAGCGAACUACGGACAAACACCCUCCACGUCGAAGACACCUCGCGGGCACUCUGGAUGGCGGCCGAAUGGCGUUCCAAAAACGACCGUCUCCCCUCCGGCCACUCCGGCCCCACCGACCGCAUCGUCUUCAACGUCGUCGACCGCGGCGCGACCUCGCAAGGUUCCAUGGCCGCGAUAAUCCGACAGAUCUUCAACAUCGAAACAGGCUUCCAGAAUACUCUCGUCAACGCCUUCGCGAAGAUGAAUCUGGAGCAUGUAGUCGAUGACGUGAACGACGACACGCUGGACGACUGGGCGGACCUGCAGGAAGCGGCGGGUGUGCGGGAUAACGGGAGUCCGUUGAGUCCGUUUAUGGAGAAGGAGUUGCUGCGGGAUGCGGAUUUGAGCGUGGAUGGGGGGCGGUUUGAGGGGGUGGUGGGGUUUAGGUGA